UUGGUGUUAAUUUCGUUUUGUUAUUCAGAUAUAAUUGCUGCCUUUGCCUCUUUUCCUAACACAACCUUCAUAUGGAAAUAUGAGGAUGAAAAUGAUGCUAUCCUUUUCGAAAAAUAUUCAAACAUUCAUACGAUGAAAUGGCUACCUCAAGUGGACUUACUUGCAGACAAGCGUUUGUCGCUUUUCAUCACGCAUGCUGGGAUGAAUUCAAUUUUGGAAGCGGCUUCUUAUGGCAAGCCUAUGGUAGCGAUUCCACUUUUUGUUGAUCAAAUCUUGAAUGCGAAGAAUAUGCAGAGCCGAGGAUUAGGUGUUAUGAUUGAUAAACAUGACCUCAAUAUGGAUAACCUGAUUGCGGCUAUCCGAGCUACACUUCCUGUGAAUGGCCGUUGUGCUAUCUUUGCUGUUUCUAUCUCUAGCACGUAUGCUCGUAAGGCAUCUACAAUAGCUAAAUAUCUCCUUGGACGUCCAGCUGCUGCGCGAGCGGAAAUAUCACAUUGGGUGAAGCUGGUUGCAGAAGAAGGUCAAUUAGAUCACCUUGUCAUGAAAUCUAGAGACAUGAAUUUUGUAAAGUACUACUGUUUGGAUAUUUUUGCAUACCUAGGUGUUCAAUUUCUGACUGUUUCAUAUUUUUUACACAGAGUGUUGAAAUUUCUAUUUCAUCGAGCUCAUAUAAUGGUUGUAAAGUAUAAAACUGAAUAGAU
Messenger RNA from Strongylus vulgaris, 701 nucleotides. Lineage: Eukaryota; Metazoa; Nematoda; Chromadorea; Rhabditida; Strongylidae. The record is from the annotation of a GenBank genome assembly.